UCACCCACGCCUCGCGAAAACCGCGCCUCUCUCUCUACCCAAUCCCGCCAUUUUCAUUCUCUGCAAUCGCCGUUCGCUCGGUUCCCAUCCGAGAGCCUCGCCGACCGCCGACGAUGCCGUGAGCUUACGCCGUUCGGCGAUCGUCGGACCUUGGCGCUUCGCGAUGGGGAAGAGGGACGCGGUCGUCGUUUUGUCGUCGGACGACGGAGGCGACGAAGGCGAAGGCGAAGGCGAAGGCGAAGGAGCGCUGAGCUCGAGUCGGAGCCGCUCGAAGCCGGCGGCGAAGCCGCACGUUGCUCGGUCGGAGCCGAGGAGAGCGAAGAAGCCUCGGGUUUCGGGCUCCCGAUCCCGAUCGUCGUCGUCCAGGCAGUCCUCCAUCGUAGACGAGUUUCAGUUUUUAGAGGAAGACUUCAAUGAAGUAUUCACUGGUGCCAAGGUAACAACGGGUUUUGGUAGGAGCACUGCCAAGGAGUCAUGGGUUGAUAAGUAUAAACCAUGUACUUUUGAAGAGCUUGCAGUACACAAGAAAAAGGUUGAAGAAGUGAAAUCAUGGUUUGAGGAACGAUUGAUUACUUCAAAGGAUAACCUCGGUGAUCAUGUUCUUGUUAUUACUGGGCCAGCUGGUGUAGGAAAAUCUGCUACUAUUUAUGUUGUUGCAUCUCACCUAGGAGCCACAUUGUGUGAGUGGAACACGCCUACUCCAACAGUCUGGAAGGAAUAUGUCCAUAACAGUAACACAGGGCAGUAUGUAUCUAAGUUGGAUGAGUUUGAAGCUUUUGUUGAGAGAACAAGAAAGUAUGGACUGAUUUCUCAAUCAUCUGCUGGAGAGUCAAAAUCAUCAGCAAUACUCCUCAUUGAUGAUCUACCCAUGACGCAUGGGAAUGUUGCAUGUAGAAGACUGCAGAACUGUCUACAUCUUCUUGUGCAAUCUACUCAUAUACCAACAGCUAUUCUAAUAACUGAUUAUGGUCGAGUGGAUUCGGCUGACAGGGAAGCACGAUUCUUAGAGGAACUCCAUUUGUCCCUUGAAAGUGCUGGAGCUCGUAAAAUUGCAUUUAAUCCUAUCACCAGUAAUGCCAUUAAGAGGAUACUUUCCAAAAUAUGUAGACAGGAGAAGCGCAAUGUGGCUUCCGAACAGAUUGAUUUAAUAGCGAAGGCAAGUGGAGGCGACAUCCGACAUGCAAUCACAGCCUUACAAUUUUUUUGUCUUAAGGUGGACUGGCCAUCCUUUUCUUCGUCCAGUCCAACUACAGUAUACGAUCUUAAUUUUGGCAGAGAUGAGACAAUCUCUCUCUUCCAUGCCCUGGGAAAGUUUCUCCAUAACAAAAGAGAGAGUGUUUCUCCAUCAGCUUUUUGUUGUUUUGUAGGGAAAGAUCCACACCUCAUGCAAGAGAAAUUUAUGAGAUUACCCUUUAAGAUGGAUGCUCCAGAGAAGGUCCUUUCUCAGGCACAUGGGCAAGCAAGACCAAUUGCUGAUUUUCUGCAUGAAAAUGUUCUAGACUUUCUUGAUGAGGAGGCUGUUGAUGAUGCCUCUGCUGUGCUUUCUUAUUUGGGUGAUGCUGAUGUGCUCUUGCACAGUUUUCAUGGAGCAGUAGCUAGAAAUUAUGAGGCAGAGGGUGUUGUACAGUCAGCUGCUGCUUCAAUUGCUGUUCGAGGGGUGCUUUUUGGAAACUCUCAUCCAUUGCCCCCCAGGUGGCAUUCCAUUCGUAAGCCGAAACUCUGGCAGAGUGAGAAAUUCUCUUUGCACAACAAGGAUGAGAUGUUAAGACAGAGAUUCAUGGUUUAUAAUGGAGUUAGCUCAAUUGAUACGUCAGUAAUAGCUACUGAGUACAUGCCUGCGUGUAAAUGGCUUCAGCAUAGACUCCAAGCUCAUGAAGUGAUGAUGCUGAGCACUGAGAUUGAAGAUGGGAUCAGUUUAGAUGACCGAGAAGUCAAGACAUCUGAUGAUGAAAUUGAGGAGUGGUGAGUUGGAGUCUAGUCUGUUCAUGAUAAUGUGCAAGAGCUCCGUGGUUUGCUUCCCCUAGUAUGUACAGUAUCCUCAUUAUGGGUCUGUAUGUGUAUUCCUGCUUGCAUUAGACAAUCCAACCUGGAAUUACAACGACCCGGAAUCACAACGACCCAAUUGGAAGAGCAGAGCUCUACCAACUGAGCUAUGUCGCCUUGCCAAACAGAGUUCCUUGUAUAGCAUUAGGUUGAGUAAAAUUUUGGAGUUUUCCUUUGUGUAUUUCGUCCUUUACUUCUUCAAGGAAAGUUAGAUUGUAUGCAGAGCAAAACGAAAAGGGAAAAUCAAAUCGUAGGUCUUUCUUGAUCUUGACAAGUUAUGAGCGAACUAAAAUCCUUUCUUGA
Messenger RNA from Eucalyptus grandis, 2346 nucleotides. RefSeq names its product cell cycle checkpoint protein RAD17. NCBI's taxonomy places the organism in Eukaryota, Viridiplantae, Streptophyta, Magnoliopsida, Myrtales, Myrtaceae. Bases 164 to 1966 code for a protein of 600 amino acids. Gene Ontology annotation, biological process: DNA damage checkpoint signaling; DNA repair; mitotic DNA replication checkpoint signaling. The transcript has 12 exons. Gene Ontology annotation, molecular function: chromatin binding. The record is from RefSeq and is a predicted model, not a curated record.